This is a messenger RNA of Nicrophorus vespilloides, 1619 nucleotides long. RefSeq names its product fez family zinc finger protein 1. Gene Ontology annotation, cellular component: nucleus. Lineage: Eukaryota; Metazoa; Arthropoda; Insecta; Coleoptera; Silphidae. The record is from RefSeq and is a predicted model, not a curated record. The transcript has 2 exons. The coding region runs from base 354 to 1613 and encodes 419 amino acids.
UCACCUUCGGGCUUUCGGCUCCUCUUCCGUCGCCAAAUCCGUUGCCGGUUUGCGCUUUUGAUGCAACACUAGAGGGGGUCGUAGGACAAAGUUCACAAGACCAUCGUCGGCGUCGUGGAUGCUCCGCAUCCUGGAAAGUACCAUCCAGUACAGUUGGCCCUUUUGCAACAAAAACAGCAUAAACCGUAUCGGAACCAACUAGUCUUCUCCUUUUGUUAGUUUUAGUUCGUUUCAAUUCUAUUUUAAACUUUACUAGUGUUAUGUGAUUUCUGUGUUCCCGAAAAACAUCCUCCAGAGUGAAAUAGCAGAAUACUUUAAUCAUUGGUAUCCAGCGAUAACUUUUAUGAAUUAGGAUGGCUGCGACGGAGAAUUCGACGAGUUUGGGUGAUGGAGAGGCUCAGAAGGGUGCGCCGCCUCCGACGAGAAGCUUGAACUUCUCCAUAGCGAAGAUCAUGGAACCAGACAACAAGUUUCCAAAAAAGAGUCCGGAUUCGUCGUUGACAGUGCCAAAGGUACCGACGAUGCCAUAUACUUCCCACCUGGAAUCAGCGUUCAAGAAGUACGUGCCAUCAGUGCUGAGAUCACAGGAUCUGCUCCACCAAUACCCUCUGGUCUACUAUCCCAGUCAGUUGAUGUGCGUAGCAACGACCUCGGUUUCGGUAUACAGUGUUUCUCCAGAGAAUGGUGCAGCAGGAGGUAGUCCCUCGGGACUGCCGGCGGUGAAUCCGACAGCACCGUCGUUGCCGGAACAUUACAAUAAGGGCUGCCAUAUGAAGCGCACAAUGGGACCGGUUGGUUCGGGGGCGGUGGCGUCCGCGCCGACUGGAACAGGGGCGGUCGCCGGCUUGGGGCUGGUUUCGGGAUUGGGAUCGGCGGUGGGCACGGGGACGGGCAGCUCAUCCGGGAUCGAUGGGGGGAAGAGUGCCCUGAGCACGGCCACCAACUCCGCCAAGCAGAAGAGCUUCGAGUGCGGCGAAUGCGGCAAGGUGUUCAACGCACACUACAAUCUGACGCGCCACAUGCCCGUGCACACGGGCGCGCGACCCUUCGUCUGCAAGAUCUGCGGAAAGGGAUUCCGACAGGCGUCUACCCUUUGCCGCCACAAGAUCAUACACACAUCGGAAAAACCGCACAAAUGCCAUACAUGCGGGAAAGCCUUCAACAGAUCCUCAACGCUGAACACACACGCCCGCAUCCACGCCGGCUACAAGCCUUUUGUCUGCGAGUACUGCGGUAAAGGAUUCCACCAGAAAGGCAACUACAAAAACCACAAGCUCACGCACAGCGGCGAAAAGGCAUACAAGUGUACUGUCUGCUCGAAGGCUUUCCACCAAGUCUACAACCUCACCUUCCACAUGCACACCCACAACGACAAGAAGCCCUUCACCUGCCAGGUGUGCGGUAAGGGCUUCUGCCGGAACUUCGAUCUCAAAAAGCACAUGCGGAAGCUGCACGAAACCGGCGGCGCCGGUGACCAGGAGUUCAUGAAUAGCCCUCCAGCUCCCAGCGGCUAUCCACGAGAUCGCGACCUCCACCACUUUAUCAGCCCUUUCCUUCUGCCGCCAUCCACAUCCAGACCACCGGUUCCGGUCUACACCGGUAAACUCUUAUGACCAAUU